CAGGCCUACAGUAAGUUCGAGUAGCGGUGAAGAUAAUGGAAAUUAAUUCCGCAUAAUGAUCGAUGACGAUCAGUGUAUUAUUGACGAAUUCAGACCAAAGCACCAUAGCUGUUGGCAAACGUUCCUACGUAAACUGUGGGUCUGUAGAAACUCUACGGGUAGAUUCGUGUUCUGUUGUCGACUGCCGGCUACGCAAGUUCGUUGAAGCAGCCACAAGCGGUGAUUCUCCAGUCCAUGCCACAACAUAGUCCUUUAAGGGAGUUACCAUGACAACUCGUAUCAUCCUUUGGGGUGUUCCCAUGUGCCUAUCCACCGUGUUCACACGCUGUAUGAACGCGAGAGGCGACACCGAAAUAUUUAUGGAACCCUACGACAACUGCCACAGUUUUGGACCGGAACGACGCAUCUCUUGGCCCGACCAAAUGCGGUCUGCCGAACUGCUUAACGACUGGCAGACCUACGAGUACACCCAGAAGUUGCUGGAGAGAGAAGACCAUUACCAAGCGUCCAUAGUGUUCGCUAAAGACAUGGCUUACGCCGUGGAAGGCAAGUACGACAUGCUGCCUAAGGGAUAUCGGCACACCUUCAUAGUUCGGGAUCCUGUCAAAGUUUGGGUGGCGUACCAUAGACGAAUUAGGCAACUUCUGGGUGACAAGAUAGAGCUCCGCAAUGGAGGUGAUUUGCCUGGUGAUCUGGAAAGCUACGCUAGCCAAACCUCUGUUUAUAAGGCCAGCUUUGAUCUGAUGGAGUACACGAGGACUGUGUUGAACCAGGCACCGGUAAUAAUCGACGCCGAUGAUUUGACGGACCACCCCGAGGCCACCUUGCGUCGGUACUGCCUAGCUGUGGGCAUCCCGUUCAAAGAUAAGAUGCUGUCUUUCGGCUCCUCUGGGCAUUCCAAGGAUGAAUUGGACCAGAGAUGGCACUGUUCCAAGUUCUUCACCUGGGGAGAGGAAAGGGGUGGGUUCUACACCAAGGCAAUGGAAAGUAAGGGGUUUGUGAGCGACAAGAAAGAGUAUAAAAUCUCGGAUUUGCCUCCAGAGGUUGUGGAAUGUGUGACGAGAAGCAAGGAUUGGUAUGAAAAACUGCAUGCUUUAAGAUUAAAACCAGAGUGAUUAUAUAGUAUUUUCGGUGAUGACGGUUGCUUGCGAACCAAAACCAUGACAAUUGGAGCAAUAGGAGAAGACCGCUGCGUAAAUUUUAUAUGUUUUUUUCAAGCAAAGUGGACUCGCUAUAACAGACCGCCCACUUUAAUCUGUGUUCGCAUUCCAAUACAAUCAAAAACUCUGGAUGGGCGGUAACCGCCCUCUGUUGACACAUGCCAACUCCAAGCCUCUGAAAUUUAAAAAGAAGAAUAAAACCUUCGGUGUGAGCAAUGAGGGCGCCCCUCAUGUGUGUUGUUAUUUUUAUCCUUGCUCGACCUCAACACCAUAUCUCAUUUAAAAUCCAUUUGUGAGCAGAGCUUUGCAGGAUAAUGCAUUUUCAAUAACAUAGGCAGUUCUCCGACCGCACAGUAAUGAUCGGGUUUAAUUCUCUAAAAAUAUUCAUCCACCAUUUCAAAGUCCUGUAGUUUUAGAAGAUGCAAUGUAUUUAAUUUGUCUAUUUUAUAUUAAUACUUUAACGAGUGACAGACAUUUAUUCAACGUGGUUUAUGUGGUUAUUUUUAGAAAGGCAUAAUUUUUAUGAGAGUUGUACGUAAUUUAGUUGUUUUAUGGUGUAGUUUCCGAUACCAGUAUUAUUAGAAGCAUACGCAGCAUAUGCCACCUUUUGUUGGUGCUGGGUUCAGUCAACUAACGAAUUAAUGAAAUUGUUAUAGGAAUAACAACAUGCUCUUUAAAAAAAAAACAACUGGAGCAUGUACAAAGAAUGCCCUUUUCAUCAGGUCAAAUAUUCUUAAUGUAAAUUAACCCUAAAAGAGCGCUGUUACUUGUUUCAAGAUAAUCAAUGUUCGUUAAUAGGGACUUGAAAUGAGUCUUAGACUUCAGUAUCUUUGUUCUGUAAUUUGGAUCCAGCGAACAGUUGUCACUGGCCAUAGUUCAAGCCAGGUGAAUAUCAUUUAUUUUUGUCCCCUUUAUGCAAAUUAUGGUCGGAAGUGCUCCUCGACUCGAUAAUUGUUCCAUAAAACACCAUCCGGGGACGCAUAAUUCUCCAUGUCCGCAACCUUGGGAACUGUAAAAAUAAAAUUAUGUUACUUGGGCACAGACAUGUUAAGGGAUAUUUAUUGUCCCAAGCCUCGACGCAAGUUUUAACAACUGGCAUUCAGAAUGUAAACACUCUUCUUGUAACAUAGGUGAUACACCUGUAUCUAACCAGUUUGGGAUAAUAAAAAAAAA
Acanthaster planci (crown-of-thorns starfish) is the source of this 2333-nucleotide messenger RNA. RefSeq lists its product as uncharacterized. The record is from RefSeq and is a predicted model, not a curated record. Lineage: Eukaryota; Metazoa; Echinodermata; Asteroidea; Valvatida; Acanthasteridae.